AUGCAUGCGACCCGCACUUGCAAGGCGGCGCUGCGAGUUCUGGCACUGGGCUUGCAGUGCGAAAUGCGCUACCUGUGCCAGUGGAGAGCAGUGGAGUCUCCUCAUAUCAUCCGGGCAGAAGAAGAAGAAGAAGAAGAAGAAGAAGAAGAAGAAGAAGAAAAAGAAGAAGAAUGCGUGGAAAGCUUGCCUAACAUGCUGCAGCUACUAUUCAUUCCAGCUUCCUUGCAUGAUCUGGCAGCUCCCUACCUGCUGGAAAAAAGUGCAGGACAUCCUGGAGGUGGCAUUUAUUCCAAUAUGUGAUACGAAGUACAAUACUGUCAAUUUUAUAUUUCAUGUGAUAUGCUAUGGUAUGUAGUAUUGCUCAUGGUCCGUUCAGAUCCAAAUUUGUCUUUUCAAAAAGUAGACAAUUUUUUGGCAGGUUUUAAAAUGUUAGUAUUACUGUACAAUGUAUUCUUUCACCAAACUAAUAGGCUGCGAUGUGAGCUGUUGUGCGAGUGUCAAAUGUGAGUUCAGUGCAUAUAGUUGGAGGUUAGGGAUAGCUUUCACAAGAGUGAUUUACAUUGUUCCAUAUCUAUUAUUGCAAAGAAUUUUAUAAGAAUUGAUACAUAUUGUGUGUACAAGAUUCAAAUACAUAUGUGUGUGAAUUAACUCGUGGAUGUUAAUUGACCUGCCAUACAUUUUGAAUUUCUGAGAGUCUUGUGUUGUUUUCUUUCAAUAUGUUCUUAAUUAAAACUGCAACAGACUAAAUUGCUACAAGUUAUGCAUAUAAAUAAGUUUUUAAAAGGAAGUUAGUAAGUGCACUUUUCUUGCAUUUUAUCUAAAUAAAUACAUUCAUUAGUGAACAUUCUCCAUUUGGCAGAAUGACGAGAAUAAUAGGGGGUAUCAUGGCACAAACAUUAGUUAACCAGUGUUUGAGAAGCUAUAAUUAUAUGUACAUGUUAAUCACCGUUAAUGUCCCUCAAUUUAGUUUGGCAUCAGUGUAUUAAAAACUGUUGUCAUGACUGAACAGACAAUAAUGAAUAUCUUUUCUUAAUAAUUAAAAAUGAUUCAAUAUCUAAUAGGAAAUAUAAUUCUUAGUGUAUGAUGUGAUAUUGUGUGUUAUUGAGCAACUUGCUGUGCUUUUGGACCAUUAAUAUAUUGUCGAAAUUUACAAGUCUAAAAAGUAUUUUGGUAUAAAUCAAUUUGAAGUGGAUUCUGUUAACUCUACUCCAUAUUUUUUUCUACAUAGGGCAUAAUAUCUUUUACAAACAAUGAUUGCACUUGGUUGUGAUAUUUAUGCCUGCAAUUUUGAAGCAAUCAAAUGUGAUUUUAAAGCAAGUGCAGGAUUUUUCCUGAUGCAUGCUACAACUUGAAAUUGGCUCAUAAUGCUUUUGGAACAUAUUUAAAAUUUAAUGCCCCAGCUGGAAAAAUACAGUGGUUCUUUAUUGAGAAAAUUCAGUCUUCCAUAUGAUUGAAUUUAGCCAGCAAAUUCACAUGAAAACAUGCAGAAUGGAAACGUAACCCUAUGAAAGUAAAGUUAGCUGUUUAAGUUCUUCAGUUGGAGAUGCACUUACAUUUUUAGAUAUAUCCCAAAUUAUAGAGUUUCAGGCUAUAAAGCUACUGUUCAUUUCAUUCAGGUCGUAGAUUGAAUCUUGCAACUUCCUCAAUAGCAGAAGUGUCUUUGCCAGGGGCUACAAAAACCUCUCUUCUUUGACAAUGUGAUUAACAAAGAAAUGCAAAUUAUUGAAGAUGUUAAUUAUUUAUUUUCUCUGAAAGACAGAAAUGGCAAACUACUUUGCCAUUCACCUAGGAAAACAUUUGUUCUUGGUUUGGCCACUGCUGACAAAUCAGUAUUUUUUGGGGGGGAAGGAAGUGUUUAACAGAGCUCAAAAUCCUCACAAGUAUGCAUUUACAUACAGAUUUUCUCAAGAUAAUGUUAAGAUACUGUUCUCGAGAAUUAAAAGAUUAGGUUGCAACAACAUCCCCAAUGUUAAACAGUGUAGAAAAGCAGCAUAGUGAAUCUGAUAUUCUACAGUUCAACAUUGGAGAUGUUCUAAGGCCACAAUAAAUAGAUAUAAGGGACUAUGUGCUGUACUAUGUGUAUGGCUUUAUUGUUCAGUUCUUGACCAAACGAAUUACUUGUAAUUAUGUUAAGUGUUGUACUCGCAUUUUGCAGAGAACACAAGAUUUGUUGAUUUAAAAAACAAAGAGGUGGUCUUGUGUCAGCUGUAGAAUGUGUCUACAAAACUGUACUUGAAACUGAGAAGCGGUUGUCUCUCCACUUCAGAGAUAAGGGUGCUUCUGCUUCAUAUUUAGUUAAAAAAAGGGAAACAGCGUAAAGCGGUUGUGUGCAUUUGAAAUGAAAUGAAGUAAUGAAAAUCUUUUCUCUGGCACCAAUCUGUGUGCUAUAGCCACUGCUAACUUAUGUUCCUAAAAAUUCAGCUUGUCAAUUUAAUAGUGGAUAAUUACUCAGUAAUAAGACUUAUCUCCCAGGUCAAACAUUUUGCUGAAGAUACUUGCUCUCUCAGUAAAAGACAAUCAACUGAAUAAGUUAAUAUUAUUUAACAAUAUGUAAAUAUAAUUCUAGUUAUUAAGUGCCAUUCACCUCAAACAUGUGUAACAAUUAAGCUUUUGUUGAAAUAAAAAUAAACUAAUACGAAUGUUAUUUAACAGAUAUAAAUUAUUUAGAAUCGUUGUGUGUAUUCAUUCCCUCAGGGUAUGCUUGGUACUAAUCGAAUUCAAAUUCCCGCCAGCUUUUUGCCAGUUUCUAAUAAGGCUUCACCUGAUCCAAUGCUUUGACGACUUUGACUUAGCAGAUCCUUGAUGCAAGAAUAAAUCGUAACAGAUAUUUUCUUC
This is a messenger RNA of Gryllus bimaculatus (two-spotted cricket), 2835 nucleotides long. The record is from the annotation of a GenBank genome assembly. NCBI's taxonomy places the organism in Eukaryota, Metazoa, Arthropoda, Insecta, Orthoptera, Gryllidae.